AUAAAAAGGAUUCGAAGAGAGAACGGGUUCAUUUAAAACCUCAUUCGAUAUCAAACCGCCGAGACGAAAUCAUCAAAGAUGACAAUUUUUUCAAGCAUUUUUCUAAUAAACGUAUUUUUUAUUUUGGUUCGUGGUCAACUCGUGGAAAAAGAUUUUAAAGCCAUUCACACUUACGUUAAUGCUGUAUUCAACAACGAAAACCCGCAUUGGGUUCCUGAAAAUUUCACUUUAGUCAGUACAACCCCCUUACCGGUAGUGAAAGCGGUGCCAAGAUGCGGUGAAGGGGGAUCGAGAGGCAUAAAAAUUUGUGUACGUUAUGAUGAAUGUGAUCCAGCUACGAAAGCGGUUAAACACCCUCAGGUUUAUGUACAACUUACUAGUGUACACGAAGUUGAUAAAGGCGAUUUGGAAACGGAAUGUAAUAAUCUCAUGGAUACUUGUUGCUUUUUAUAUCCCCCAAAUCCAACUACGAUUAAACCAACUACGAUUAAUUCGAGUACAACUAAUUCAAAUACUUUUCAACUAACUACACCUACACCAACAACUAAUAAACCAACUGAAAUAUCAAUUAGUUAUUGUGGAAAAAGGAAUUAUCAAGGUCUCAAUUCUUCUAUAACAGUUAAAAAUGAUGAAGCUCAAUACGGGGAGUUCCCGUGGGUUAUUGCCAUUGUUAAAACCCAGUAUAACCCAAUCUUAAAUGAGUCUGACUUGGAUUGUAGUGGUUCGUUAAUCCAUCCGGGGGUUGUUUUAACUGCUAGUUAUUGUGUGCAACAGUACAUAGAUAAACCAAAUCAAUUAAAAGUUUUGGCUGGCGAAUGGGAUAGUUUAUCGGAACAAGAAAUUUAUCCAACACAAGAACGCAGGGUUACAAAAAUAAUUAUCCAUGAAAAUUACGAUCCAAACACUGGAGCAAAUAAUUUCGCCUUAAUUUUCCUUGACAAAAUUUUUGCUCCGGCUAAAAAUAUACAAACGAUAUGUUUGCCAUUACAUAAACAACAUAUUGAAUCAAGGAAUUGUUUCAUCACUGAAUGGGGACAAGAUCGCUUUAAUAAUCGUACAUUAAAUUCAAACAUUUUAAAAAAACUUGAACUCCCAAUUGUUCCCCGGGAUAUUUGCCAACAACAAUUUCGUGCAAAUCAAUAUGGCCCUGAUUAUCUCCUUCCUGAAUCGAUGGUUUGUGCUGGAGGAUAUACUUCGGAAAAUUGCAUUGGCGAUCCUGGGACUCCAUUAAUUUGUCCAGAUCCACAUAACAAGAACAGAUAUAUUCAGGUCGGUAUUUUAAUAGGAGGACUUAAUUGCGGUAAUGGACCGCGAGCUUACGCCAACAUAGCCAGGGCUAGACAUUGGAUAGAUGACAAAAUAUCAGUGAUGGGUUAUGACUCAAUUACUUACGCACGAUGAAAUAACAAAAAAUUAAUUAAAGUAUCGUGAAGGAAACUAGCCAAUCACACGGCGCUUCAUUAACGCCAUCUAUUAUCAUAUUCACAAGACUUGUAUAACAAAAACAUUUUUUUGUUUUGCUUUUAUGUAAUCUGAAUGAAAAUAAAAUACAAUACAAAGAGAAAACUUUGAUUUUGUCUUUUUUUUAACAUCAUCAUCAAUUGAUUUCUUUACUUAUCAUAACAAAAACAACGUUAUUAUUUGAUAAUUGCAGUUAGAGAGGUCACGAUAAGAAAAGAUUUCUAGCUAAAUUUGAAUCUUGGCCAGUCGACAUUGAAGCAUCGAUAUCAUCACGACCUAAAUAAAUUUAUUUCCAAGAAAUCAUCAACUAUGUAUAUAUUUCCACGAAAUCUCCACGCUAUCCUAUUUAUCAUCGCUAUUUCUGAAUUGGCGUCGUCUCCAACAACCAAAACCAAUCCACAUUGAGUUCCUGCCGGUGAGCCUAAAAAUCUUAUACCACGAAUGACCGCAUUGGCUAGCUGUGGUGAAGGAAAAACAGAAGGAGUAAAAAUUUGCGUUCCUUACUAUAAAUGCGAUCCUUUUACGGGUGAGGUUUUACCUAACGGAAAUAUAGCAACUAAUUACAUAGAUAUAAAAGAUCUUGAAAAUGAAUGCGAACAUAUUACGGAAAGUUGUUGCUUUUUACCUGGUAAAGGUAGAUCAAAAAAUCAUAAUGCAACAUCGGGGAAGGUCUAAAUCUACUCAGCAACAACAUUUUAUUAUAUACAUAUACAUACUAGUACAUUGUAAUUUUUAUAUACAUAGUUUGUAUAAACCA
Onthophagus taurus is the source of this 2218-nucleotide messenger RNA. NCBI's taxonomy places the organism in Eukaryota, Metazoa, Arthropoda, Insecta, Coleoptera, Scarabaeidae. The record is from RefSeq and is a predicted model, not a curated record.